This is a messenger RNA of Python bivittatus (Burmese python), 678 nucleotides long. The record is from RefSeq and is a predicted model, not a curated record. NCBI's taxonomy places the organism in Eukaryota, Metazoa, Chordata, Lepidosauria, Squamata, Pythonidae.
AGUAUCAGAUCCACAAAAAUUAUGGCUUUUUCAGCCCACAGGCAUCAUCUCCUUUUGAUUGGUGUCUUAAGCUUCUGUGUAGACAGUUCUGCAUGCAGUCAAAAAAAUAACACACUGAUUUUCACCAAAGAAAAUACAAUUCGUAAGUGCAUGUGUCCUGAUAGUAUUAAUAACAAUGACUGUGAUUAUAGCCUGGCAAAUCUAAUUUGUAACUGUAAGUCUGUUUUCCCCUAUACAAUAGACAAAACCUACUACAAUAAUUUGGUAAUUUGGUUCACUGAAACAUAUAUGUUGAGAUUCCUGUUAAAUGUUACAUCUGUGCUUAAUCUAAAACUCUCCCUCUGUGGCACUAUUCCUUUGUCAACAAAAUAUUUGACUAUUUGGGGAUUACGAAGAUUACAGAUAAGAAGUGAGAAUAAUGGCCAAUUACAACAGCAGAGUUUAACAAUCUCUACCAGCUGUGACAACGGAACCCAAGACAAGUUGCAGAUGUCAUACAAAGACAGAAACGUGAUUACUCAUGUUGUUGUUUUAGACACAUCUCUUUUCAGUGGCAGCGGCCCAUUGAAAUCAUACAGUGUAGAAAAUAUUUCCAACAUUUCAGACCAGUUUCCACAUUUGGACAAAUUUUUCACCUCAAGUAACAAAAGUUGUAUCAUAACAUUCAUUUAUUAACAC